AUGUACAAACCAACGUGUAACAUUCAGAAACUGCCAAUUGUUCGAUUAUACAGCUCUGUAGUCCAGUUGAUUUCCAAAUGGCAGCCACCACGAGUGAUGAAGCGUAGCAGUCACAUGGUUGGUGGGCGACGCUUAACAAUUAUCUGCACAAGUUUGGAAAGAAACAUGAUAGGAAGACAUGGACAGCGCAUUAGCAAUGAACAGCUUGCAAAGUUUGGAAACGAAACCUGCAUAACCACAACUGGAAAAGACGACAUAACACAACGACACAACGAACAUAACACAACGACACUCUGGUAUGAUAGGCAUUUGGACGGGCUGCUAAAGACGAAACACGUGUCCAGUCUGUCCAAACCAACAAAAUGUCGACCAACGAAUCCACAAAGCUCUAUUGUAUCUAGGCAGAAGAACUUACGUGAAAAUCUGUCAUACAUAUUUACAAUGCAAUAUAACAUUAGUGAAGUUGGUACACGUAAGAGCAGGUACAACGUCAGAAAUCAGAACGUAACCACGUGA
Messenger RNA from Helobdella robusta, 516 nucleotides. RefSeq lists its product as hypothetical. The transcript is spliced from 4 exons. Lineage: Eukaryota; Metazoa; Annelida; Clitellata; Rhynchobdellida; Glossiphoniidae. The record is from RefSeq and is a predicted model, not a curated record. The coding region runs from base 1 to 516 and encodes 171 amino acids.